AUGAACAAUCAAUAACAAAAUACUUAAGCUCAGGGAUCAAUAUAGCAAAUCAAUUCUAAUUAGUAAAAUUAAAAGACUGAACCAAUCAAAUUGAAGCAAAAAUAACACGAUUAUAGUCAAGGAAAUAGGUAUUAAGUAAAUUGUAUUUAAAGGACGUGUAUGGCAACAGGAAGAAAUGGAAUCGAUUUCUAUAUCUUAGCCAAAAUUGUGUAAAAAGAGCAUUCCGAGAUAAUUUUAUCUGCUAUUGAAGAAUAGUUUUGA
Paramecium tetraurelia is the source of this 261-nucleotide messenger RNA. RefSeq lists its product as uncharacterized. The transcript has a single exon. NCBI's taxonomy places the organism in Eukaryota, Ciliophora, Oligohymenophorea, Peniculida, Parameciidae. The record is from RefSeq and is a predicted model, not a curated record.